Messenger RNA from Haemonchus placei, 945 nucleotides. NCBI's taxonomy places the organism in Eukaryota, Metazoa, Nematoda, Chromadorea, Rhabditida, Trichostrongylidae. The record is from the annotation of a GenBank genome assembly.
AUGAGUCUGACUACAGUCGUGUCCGGCGUGGCCGGCGUGGCCGCCAUAGCCACAACCUUCAGCAUCAUUAUCGUGGGCUAUCUUAUCAACGACAUCAACAACUUCUAUGAUGAUGCUAUUGAAGAGCUCACCGAUUUCAAGGAUAUGGCCAACUCGGCGUGGCACGAAAUGAGACCAGCUCCACAAGAUGCGUUCCGUCAUGCACGCUCAAUUGCUCGUCAACGUCGUCAGUUCCCCGAGCACUGCAACUGCGGCCCGCAAGCAGCCAACUGUCCCAUUGGCCCACCUGGACCCCCUGGACCUCCAGGAUUGCCCGGAGAGCCUGGACUUCCAGGACAGCCAGGAAAGAAAGGCUACGACGGCAUUGCCAUCUCUGGAGGAGGUGGAGCAGGAGGCUGUGUCAAGUGCCCGGUUGGACCACCAGGACCGCCUGGUCCAGAAGGACCUCCUGGACCUCCAGGACCAAAUGGAAUGCCAGGCUCAGGAGUCUCUGCUCCAGGGGUUGGAAUGCCUGGACCACCAGGACCACCAGGAGACGCAGGAGCACCAGGAGCACCAGGACAAGCCGGUCCACCAGGAAUGCCAGGAGCAGACGGAAAGAAGGGAGCAGGACUGCCAGGACCUCCUGGUCCCCCAGGACCAAUGGGACCACCUGGACCCGCUGGUGCAGACGGAGACACUGGAGGUGCAGCCGCACAAGGUCCACCAGGACCUCCAGGACCCCCAGGAAAGCCUGGAGCACCUGGUCCAGACGGUCCACCUGGAAACGCUGGAGCUGAAGGACAACCUGGCAGUGAUGCCGCUUAUUGUCCAUGCCCUGCUAGAAGUACGGUGUUGGCGAUGAGAAAGAAUGCGGCAGUAGAAUCAUACUCAGCUACUGGUACUGCCGCCGGACACAACGGACACAAGGAAAGCAAGCACAGCGCCAAGGUUAAGCGAGUCUGA